This is a messenger RNA of Entrophospora sp. SA101, 390 nucleotides long. Lineage: Eukaryota; Fungi; Glomeromycota; Glomeromycetes; Entrophosporales; Entrophosporaceae. The record is from the annotation of a GenBank genome assembly.
AUGAUUAGUUAUAAUAAUGAUAUCACAUCCGUCACAUUGCAUAAGAUUAGUAGUGCAAUGUUGGAGAAGGCAAUCCUAAAGUUUCCAAGUGUAGUAUUACCAUUAGCAGAAAAGUGUGAAAUUAAUCUCGAUAAAAUGUAUGUUGAUCAAGUUCAUCCUUUAUGGACUCAACCUGAAGUAAUUAGUUGGUUUCAAACAGCUGUAACGAAUGUUGUUGUGAAACUUCAAAUACCAACAUAUAAAGGAUGUUUGAGUGAUAAAGAAUUCAGUGAUACAUUUAUUUAUGGUGAUAACGUUAGACAAAAUCAUUUCACCAAUUCAAUACCACUUGAUCUUUGUAGAUACCUCGUAAUUUCAGAUAAUUACCCUAUAUCAAAAUUACAUCGUUGA